AACUGUGCAUAGAAUUGGCGGCAUCGACUACGAUAAAGAAUAAUAGUAUUUUCGAAAUGGUAAAAAUAUCGCUCAAGUCAAAAAGCGCGUCGCGGCGGCGACUACGAUAAAGCGGGCUCGGUGCGUUUCAGGAUUCGCGGCAUCUGGCAGCCUGCGUUGUUUUUCUCUUUCCGGCAAAACUAUUGUAUUGAUUCUAACCUGUAUUCUUUUGUCCGGACCAAAUAACUGGAAUUAUUUUUUUCCCGGGAGCUCAGAAUUUUAUAAACAUAACGUUUUUGCGUCGAACCUGUAAUUCUGUCAAGAUCUGUUCGGCUCGUACAUCGCCGGUAAGCUUGUAGCUCAGCCCCAAGUUCCAUCGCCUCCGGGGGCGGUUCCGCCAAUAAGCUUGCAGUCGGAUUUUUUUAUUAUGAUCCACCGCGAUUAAUCAAUACCGCAGUCGCCGACUCGCGAAAUUUCGUGUUCUGGGCACCUUUGGACGCCAGUAACGUUUGGACUGGACUCUCUUUCCUACACCUGUCUCGAGAAAUGGCCUCCAAUGAUGCUAACGUCAAGAUGGAAAAAAAUCCCGAUUCCGGCAGUGAUUUUGAUGAUGACGACGACCCGGACAAAACUGAAGUUCCGGGUGGUGGAAAAGAUUUGGCAACAGCAGCAAAUAUUAAAACAACGUUUAAGGAUGAAAAAGUACCCAGCACUAGUAUUAAUGCAAAUAAUUUAAACAAACCAAUAGACCCAGCUUACAAAGCUAAUAAUUCUAAUAACCUAGGUUAUGCUAAAGGAAUGGGUGGCAUGUCUAAUUGGAUGGGUUCGAUGGUAAAUAACCCUUUUAUGAAUAUGGCUCAAGGAUCUUCAAAUAUGAUGUUUCCACAAAAUAUGCCUUAUCCAGGAAUGAUGCCUCCGGCAAUAAGCCAAAAUCAGUUUUUACAAGGUAUGGCUGGUGGCUCACCUGGAAUGAUGGACAGUAAUGCUGCUACAAAUUUUUUACUGCAACUGAUGAGUAGUGGAGGCAGCAAUGCUGCUAUGGUAUCACAGUUGCUUAAUGCAGGAGGUCCAGCGGCUACAACAUUAUUUUUGCAAAACCUGAUGCAACAACCAUUUACUCAACAAGGAUUUCCGAUGAGCCAAAAAAAUGUACCUCCGUAUUGGUUAAAUCAGUCGAUGAAUAAUAAAAUGUCAAGUAAUAAUCGUACCGGAGAAGAAGAAGAAGACAAUGAUGAUGAAGAUAUGGGAGUUGCCGAGACUUACGCUGAUUACUGGCCAGCCAAACUUAAACUUGGUAAGAAGCAUCCAGAUCCUGUAGUAGAAACUGCUUCGUUGUCAAGUGUUGAACCAGCUGAUGUGAAGUAUGAAUUGUCAAUACCUUUGGAAACGAUAAAUUCAGGAUCUCUUUCUGCACUUCAAUUGGAAGCCAUCACUUACACGUGUCAACAACAUGAGCAUAUUUUACCAGAUGGUUCAAGAGCAGGAUUUCUUAUUGGAGAUGGUGCCGGAGUUGGUAAAGGUCGAACAAUUGCUGGCUUAAUAUACGAGAACUUUUUAAAAGGGCGUAAAAAGGCUAUUUGGGUGUCUGUAUCAAAUGAUUUGAAAUUUGAUGCUGAACGUGAUUUGGAAGAUAUUGGAACAAAAAAUAUUAAAGUUUACUCACUAAACAAGUUUAAGUACGCCAAAAUUAAUAGCCCAACAAAUGGAAAUGUAUCCAAAGGAGUUAUAUUCUCGACUUAUUCAGCACUCAUAGGUGAAUCGAGUGGUGGAGGAAAGUACAAAAGUAGAUUAAAACAACUGUUGAAUUGGUGUGGUGAUAAUUAUGAUGGAGUUAUUGUGUUUGACGAGUGUCAUCGAGCUAAGAAUUUAUGUCCUGUUGGUUCUACCAAACCAACAAAAACAGGUUUAACUGUUCUAGAACUUCAAAAUAAGUUGCCAAAUGCUAGAGUUGUUUAUGCAUCAGCUACUGGUGCUUCAGAACCUAGAAACAUGGCAUAUAUGGUGCGUUUAGGUAUGUGGGGACAAGGAACAACUUUCCCGGAAUUCCUUGAUUUUAUAAAUGCAGUUGAAAAACGUGGUGUUGGUGCAAUGGAAAUAGUAGCUAUGGAUAUGAAACUCCGAGGAAUGUAUAUUGCCAGACAGUUAAGCUUCCACGGUGUUUCAUUUAAAGUUGAAGAAGUACCUUUAUCAAAAGAAUUUACUCAUGUCUAUGAUAGUGCUGUAAAAUUGUGGGUCGACGCUAUGCAUAUGUUUCAAGAAGCUGCUGAACUGAUAGAUGCAGAAAACCGCAUGCGAAAAACUAUGUGGGGUCAGUUUUGGUCCUCCCAUCAAAGAUUUUUCAAGUAUUUAUGCAUUGCUGCUAAGGUGAAACACGCUGUUGAUGUAGCUAGGGAAGCGAUAAAACAUGGAAAAUGUGUUAUAAUUGGGUUACAAUCUACCGGAGAAGCUCGCACACUUGAGCAACUUGAAAAAGAUGAUGGAGAGUUAACUGAUUUUGUAUCUACUGCUAAAGGGGUGCUACAAUCAUUAGUCGAGAAACAUUUUCCUGCACCUGAUCGCAACCGCAUUAAGAAGUUACUGGGAAAUGUAGGUAUUGAAUUGAAGCACUCAAAAACUCAAAAUGGUGAUUCUCAAGGCCCAAGCAGUUCUAAAGGAGGAUGUGGUAGUGAAAAAAGAAAAUCUGGACGACAAGCAGCUUCCAGACACAUCAAACGGAUGAAAGAUUCUAGUGAAUCUGAAUCUAAAUCUGAUAACGAUUCAGAUUUUAAAAUGUCUGAAUCUGAAUCAGAAAUUAGCGAAGAACAUAGUGACGACUCUGAAGCGAGUAGCGACUUCAAUCCAUUUAUUGAAGAUGAUUCAGAUAGUGACGGACCCUGGAUUGGUGGUGGCAGAGUGAAAAAACGAAAAGUCAAAGUUCCUGCUAAGAAAAAAAUAACCACAAAAGAUAAAAUCCAUCAAAUAGUACUAAAGUCAAGUAUGUCUAACAAUAGUCAUCACAAAGAUGCGAUUGAUCGCGCCUGCAGCAUGAAAGAAGAGUUAAUGGAAAGAAUUGAGAGACUUGGUGAUAAAUUACCUCCCAAUACUCUUGAUCAACUAAUUGAUGAACUCGGUGGCCCAGAAAAUGUCGCAGAAAUGACUGGAAGAAAAGGAAGAGUAGUUCAAACUGAUGGAGGUAUACAGUAUGAGUCUCGAUCCGAACAAGAUGCACCUUUAGAAACAUUAAAUGUUAUUGAAAAACAAAGGUUUAUGGAUGGAGAAAAGGAUGUAGCUAUCAUAUCUGAAGCAGCCAGUUCUGGUAUUUCGUUACAAAGCGAUCGAAGAGCUCGCAAUCAGCGCCGGCGAGUACACAUUACACUAGAACUUCCUUGGAGUGCAGAUAGGGCCAUUCAACAGUUUGGUCGUUCUCAUCGUUCUAAUCAAGUGAACGCACCAGAGUAUAUAUUUCUUAUAUCAGAUUUAGCAGGUGAAAGACGAUUUGCUUCUAUAGUUGCAAAGAGAUUAGAGAGUCUAGGUGCACUUACUCAUGGUGACAGAAGAGCUACAGAAACUCGUGAUUUAUCAAAAUUUAAUAUUGAUAAUAAGUACGGUCGCAGCGCUUUAGAAGCCACAAUGAAAACUAUUAUUGGUUAUGAACACCCUAUUGUACCUCCACCUGAAGAUUAUAGUGGCAACUUCUUUGAAGAUGUCGGUGGUGCCCUUGUAGGGGUUGGCAUGAUAAUAAACAAUGAAGCUAGUCCUGGUAACUUAACUCUGGAUAAAGAUUACAAUAAUAUAAGCAAGUUCCUAAAUCGUAUCCUCGGUAUGCCUGUUGAACUCCAAAAUAGACUAUUUCAAUAUUUCACUGAUGUUUUGCAUCAUAUCAUCAUACAAGCAAAAAAGGCUGGUCGUUUCGACCUUGGAAUUAUGGAUCUGGGUACUGCUGGUGAGAAUGUGAAGCGAGUAAAACUGUAUAGGUUCCUUCGUAAACACGCCACUGGUCAAGCUACAACUGAACUUCAUAUUGUGCAUGUUGAAAGAGGUAUGAGUUGGGAUGAAGCUGUGGAAAGAUCAGGAGAGGCUAAAGCAACUAAUGAAGGAUUUUAUCUUUCCCAUCAGAUUAGAAACAACAAAAGUACUGCUGUACUUGCAUUAAUGGCUGACACUAGUGCCAAUAAGAAAGGCGAAAGCACAAAAUCACCAUCUAAGAAAGACAUUAUGUUUACGAUAUCCCGUCCAAAUACUGGAUUACAGCUGAAACAAGAAUCAUUAAGUGAACUUGAAAAAAAAUACUAUAAAGUGGAAACGGAUAAAGCGGAAAAACACUGGAAGGAGCAAUAUAUAUCAUCUGAAAAUACUUGCUCACAUGCUUACUGGCGUGGUAACUGCAAACUUGUAACAGUCGGUCAAGACUGUGAAGUAGGUUUGAGACGCAGAACAUAUAAUGUAUUAUCAGGUUCUGUUUUAAGUGUGUGGAGUAGGAUAGAAAACGUCUUAUUAUCUCGCACAGGCUCUCAUCAUAAAAUGCAAGUUGUGAGGUUAAAAACUGGUGAAGGCGUAAAAAUAGUCGGUACAUUAAUACCGAAAUCAUGUGUUGAAGCACUGAAACAAGACCUGGGUUCAGAUGCUGAAAAAACAGAAGAAAUCAGCCCAUCGGUUUAAGGAAUAAGAAUAGUGUUUUUUUAAUUAGAUAACUAAAGCGUCUCUAAGAGUACUGCAAUAAGUUAGAAGGUGAAAAACAUUCCUUUACCAAACUAAUUUCUUUUUAUAUUGAAAUUAAAUUUGUAAUUUUUAAACUUAUUUUCUUAUAAUUAACUGUAUUUAAAAAAAAAAUUGACUAUGAAUGUUUUAUUUAUUGAAUAUUUCUGUAUAAUAAUAAGUUUUAUAAAAGGGGGGAAACAAAAUUAGUCAUCCUUACUGGAAUUAUACUUCCGCUGUUUUUUUUUAAAUGAUUUUACAUAUAAAUAUAUGUAUAUAUAUAUAUAUAUAUUUAUAUUUUUUUCCUUGUAAAUGUGAAUAUUUUUGUUUUAAUUCUAUGAUGUAUUUUCUUUUGUUGUCUAUUUUCACUACCCUAGUCCCUUUUUGUAUCUUUAUCUCCUAGCCAUUAAAUGUUCUACUUAAUAAGUAAUGACUAAGCACUUCAAUUUUUCUGUUGAAAUAAUCUAGCUGGUUUUUAUUUCCAAUCAUUUGAACAAAUUUAUACUUUUGAGUGUUAUUUCCAAUUCAAUUAGUAUACAGUAAGACUUUUCAUUUUUAUGGUAGAAUGGUGUCUUAUUGAU
Adelges cooleyi (spruce gall adelgid) is the source of this 5234-nucleotide messenger RNA. It is a transcript of the gene sno, whose product is annotated as protein strawberry notch. The transcript is spliced from 24 exons. The record is from RefSeq and is a predicted model, not a curated record. Gene Ontology annotation, cellular component: nucleus. Gene Ontology annotation, biological process: regulation of DNA-templated transcription. Bases 526 to 4617 code for a protein of 1363 amino acids. NCBI's taxonomy places the organism in Eukaryota, Metazoa, Arthropoda, Insecta, Hemiptera, Adelgidae. Gene Ontology annotation, molecular function: histone binding; chromatin DNA binding.